Molecule: messenger RNA, 2277 nt
Organism: Alexandromys fortis (reed vole)
Lineage: Eukaryota; Metazoa; Chordata; Mammalia; Rodentia; Cricetidae
Gene: Dld
Product: dihydrolipoamide dehydrogenase
Exons: 14
Coding region: 96-1625 (509 amino acids)
Cellular component (GO): oxoglutarate dehydrogenase complex; mitochondrion
Molecular function (GO): dihydrolipoyl dehydrogenase (NADH) activity; flavin adenine dinucleotide binding
Source: RefSeq, a predicted model, not a curated record
UCUCGCGCAUGCGCAGGGCGGGGAGACCUUGGCUAAACUUACCAGCGGCUAAGCGGAGGUGAAAGCCCUGUCGGUAGGGUCAGGACCAAGGGAAGAUGCAGAGCUGGAGUCGUGUGUACUGCUCCUUGGCCAAGAGAGGCCAUUUCAAUCGGAUAUCUCAUGGCUUACAAGGAGUUUCUUCAGUGCCUUUAAGAACUUAUGCAGAUCAACCAAUUGAUGCUGAUGUGACAGUGAUUGGCUCUGGCCCUGGAGGAUAUGUUGCUGCCAUCAAAGCUGCCCAGUUAGGCUUUAAGACAGUCUGCGUUGAGAAGAAUGAAACACUAGGUGGAACAUGUUUGAAUGUGGGCUGUAUUCCUUCAAAGGCUUUACUGAAUAAUUCUCAUUAUUACCAUAUGGCCCAUGGAAAAGAUUUUGCAUCUAGGGGAAUUGAAAUGUCAGAAGUUCGCUUGAAUUUAGAGAAGAUGAUGGAGCAGAAGAGUUCUGCAGUGAAAGCCUUAACAGGGGGAAUUGCCCACCUAUUCAAACAAAAUAAGGUUGUUCACGUCAAUGGAUUUGGAAAGAUAACUGGCAAAAAUCAGGUCACAGCUACAAAAGCCGAUGGCAGCACUCAGGUUAUUGGUACAAAAAACAUCCUUAUAGCUACAGGUUCAGAGGUCACUCCUUUUCCUGGAAUCACGAUUGAUGAAGAUACUAUAGUGUCAUCUACAGGAGCUUUAUCCUUAAAAAAAGUUCCAGAGAAGUUGGUUGUUAUUGGUGCAGGAGUAAUUGGUGUAGAAUUGGGUUCAGUUUGGCAAAGACUGGGUGCAGAUGUGACAGCAGUUGAGUUCUUGGGUCACGUGGGUGGAAUUGGAAUUGACAUGGAGAUAUCUAAAAAUUUCCAACGGAUUCUUCAAAAGCAAGGAUUUAAGUUUAAACUGAAUACAAAAGUUACUGGUGCCACCAAGAAGUCAGAUGGAAAAAUUGACGUGUCUGUUGAAGCUGCUUCUGGUGGUAAAGCUGAAGUUAUCACUUGUGAUGUACUCCUGGUUUGUAUUGGUCGACGGCCCUUUACUCAGAAUUUGGGACUAGAGGAGCUUGGAAUUGAACUAGAUCCCAGAGGUAGAAUUCCAGUCAAUACCAGAUUCCAAACUAAAAUUCCAAAUAUCUAUGCUAUUGGGGAUGUGGUUGCUGGUCCAAUGUUGGCUCACAAAGCAGAAGAUGAAGGCAUCAUCUGUGUUGAAGGAAUGGCUGGUGGUGCUGUGCACAUUGACUAUAAUUGUGUGCCGUCGGUGAUUUACACACACCCCGAGGUCGCUUGGGUUGGCAAAUCAGAAGAGCAGUUGAAAGAAGAGGGUAUUGAGUACAAAGUCGGUAAGUUCCCCUUUGCGGCCAACAGUAGAGCUAAGACGAAUGCUGACACGGACGGCAUGGUGAAGAUUCUGGGACAGAAAUCAACAGAUCGAGUACUGGGAGCACACAUUCUGGGGCCAGGUGCUGGAGAAAUGGUGAAUGAAGCUGCCCUGGCUUUGGAAUACGGAGCUUCUUGUGAAGAUAUAGCUAGAGUCUGCCACGCACAUCCGACUUUAUCCGAGGCUUUUAGAGAAGCAAACCUGGCUGCAUCUUUUGGCAAACCAAUCAACUUUUAAUUAGAAGAUUGUUUUUCCUAAAAUCUGGAAGCUUUUGUCAAGGUUACAUUUUUGAGCAGGAUUAUCUCUCAGUUUCAGGAAUUUAUAGAAUGAAAUUAUGAAACUUCUGGAAGGUAUUUAGUAGGUUUAAACAGAAUGGAAUAACCUUGUACCUGUAUUUUAAAUAUUUUGUUCCAGUGUAUUAAUCUGGAUAAAAAGCUACAUAUAGUAGCUUUGGAAAGUUUCUGACUUGUGUUUUCAUGCUGUCUGUGAGAUUCAACUUUACUGAAUUGGCAUUAAUGGAUUUUAUCUCUAAUUCAGUGGAGGUGAAUCUGUUACAGGGAAGGAGCUGGAUAAUUCGUGUGAACAGCUUCAAGAAAACUGACCAAGUUAAAUUUGGUUUUCAUAUUGGAAACGAGUCAGUGAUUAGAACAAGAUUCAAAUAUGUACAAACAACUUAUGUAAAUAAAAGUGAUUGUCUCUCAUUUUAUUUAACUCCCAAAUUCCGGGUAGUUUAGAGAUAGAAUUACGUGUUUUGAGGUUGUAGUAAGACCUGUAAGUUUAAAGGGCAUUCAGUUGCCCAAAUGAAGAUUCUGUAUACAAAACUAUUAAAUGGAGACUCAUGAUUAUACCAGGAAAUGAAGAUACCAAAAUAAACAUGUCUUAAUAUUUA